Microcebus murinus (gray mouse lemur) is the source of this 2566-nucleotide messenger RNA. RefSeq names its product chromosome 20 C16orf46 homolog (gene C20H16orf46). Lineage: Eukaryota; Metazoa; Chordata; Mammalia; Primates; Cheirogaleidae. The record is from RefSeq and is a predicted model, not a curated record.
CUCUUAGUGCUAGCCCGCCGGCCGGGACUAGCUGGCGCGGGGCCUUCCACCUCGCCCAGACCCACAUGCGGGUGUGAGCGGCCGCUUCCCCGCGCCCGGGGCAAGGCCCUCGGCCACUGCGCGGGCGACAGAGCGAAAGGCCUUGCGCCGUUUGGAAGGAAGCGACCCUCUGACGUGUGGAAGCAAAGGGGACGCGGUAGUGAGGACCAGGGGCUGCACCAAGGAAAAGACCACCAAUAUUCUCCUUUAGUAGUGGAACAUCCUGAUCCUGCUUGAAGAGCACCAGAGUUCUGAAGGAGCAUCUAGUGAUCUGACUGCAAGAAGAUGUUAAAAACUUUAAGCAACCAUCACAAUAAUGGAUCUCUGUCAGAAAAAUGAGACUGAUACAGAAAAUAGUGAAAAUAAUGAAAUUCAAAGCACAGAAGAAACUGAACUCACCUGUACUUGUCCAGAUGAAAGAAGAGAAAAGAAUCAUGUUUGUUGUCUUCUCAAUAUCAGUGACAUUACACUUGAACAAGAUGAAAAAGUCACUGAGUUUAGCAUCAGGACUGGAUGGGAAGAAGCGGUCCAAGGCUGGGGAAGGACUUCUCCAACUGCCUGCAUCUGGCCAAGGAAGAAACCAAAAAAGGCGAGGGUAGGAGAAAGUGCCAGCAGUGGCUGCUUAGUCUGUGUGAAUCUCUCCCAAGGGAGCCUCGAGGUCAAGCCUCCCACAGAGGCUGGGACAGUAGAGGCAGGGGCUGACACAGAGGGCAGCCUGGAGAAGGAUCGGAACAGCCUCUCCCAGACCCAGGGGUCCCCCCAGGGCUCCAGCACUGCUUCCAGGGAGAUUAGUAAAAUCUGCUUUCCCACCUACAUUCCUGGAAAGAGAAAAAGUGUGCAAAUCAAGGAGUUUAUUUUGUGCACACAAGACUGGGCUGUCCCUGAGGCCAACAGGGGCAAGGCCCCCAGGAGUCCGGGGGUUGGCGCUGACAAAGGGCUCUCCACCUCAGACGCCCUGACCACCAAGGCCCUCUUAGUCCUGCCCCCCCUGAAACCUGCACUCCCCAAUGGCUUGGAUGUUCUGGGUAAGAAGAGUAAGAACUUUUUCUUGCAGUCAGAAGAGAAGGUACAGUCAGGAGAGAGUGUGGAAAAGGAUGAGUGUGUGGCUUGUGCAUAUAGAUUGAAAGCAGUUGACCGGAAAGGUGAAAAGAGACCUGUUGAACUGGCCAGGCACCUUAAGGUCAACAACACGCCGCCCUUCCCUUCCCCACUGGCCCGGACAUGCCUGCCCUGUUCCCUCCUGCCUGAGAAAAACCUGGCGUUCCCUCCCAACCCCGGCAACGUGCAGUAUCUCGCCACCUUGCGGCUUUUGCAGAAACAGGGAGUGCGAGGCUACAAAGUCAAAUUCAAAGCCAAGGAGCCGAGACCUCCCGUGAACACCCAAAAGCGCGUUCUCACAGAGGCCAAGCAGGAAAACAGGCCCCAAACACUGGACACCAAAGUGUUCCCGAGACCUCUCUUGCCGUCCCUCACAGUGAGCAGAGUUGUGGUUCCCAUCGACACCCACAGGGUCCUCUGAGUCGGCACAAUAGAAUUCCCAGGGAACACGCACUGCUUGCAGCUCUGAAAUUCCUUCAUCCUUUCUCAUUCUCCUCUCUCUCCUACUACCUCCCCCCCCUCACUUUCUCUUUCCUCUUCUUCUCUUCUUUCCUCCCCCACUUUCGCUCAUCUUUUUUUUUUUUUUUUUUUGUACCAGAAACAGAGGAAAUUGAAGCUCAUUGGAUGGGUUUUGACUUUUUCUCUGAAAUACCAUAUUCAUGCACUUCUGCUGCUGAACCAUUCACACAAGGCAAGCUGGCCACGCCUGCCCAGCCUCUGCCUGCCUUACCUCCACUCCGAGUGGAAGCCAUGGGAAAGGGGGGGAUCCGAAGGGGCACGCUCUGGGCUGGCACGGGGGCCAGGCCAGAGCUGUCUGGCAGGGGCUGCUGCUGCUGCCGCUGCCCACCCACCCUGCCUUAACCCAAGCACAGUGGGCUGGUUGAGACCCAGUUGCUUCCUGAACUUUUGAGCCAAGCAGAUGUCUGUCUGCUGCCUCAUCUUCUUUUGCUACAAAGAUCCGAAGCAUCACUUUAAUAGAAAACCCCAGCCCGUCACCACAGUAUCAUGUGUCCCGUGUAUCCAGGGUGUCACAUCCUGUUGUUUCCAUGCAUACACACUGUCCAUCAUCUCCUGUGUGUCCCAGAUGUCAUGUCCUGGUAUUGCAGCCUCACGCCAAUCUCUAUGUCUGGAAGUUUUAGCCAAAGCUCUACAAAAUCUAGCCUGGGAAGCAGGUUAAGAAGAAUUAGUUUUUUUUGGGAAAAAAAGUCACAGUGAUUAUCAUUGCUCUACAUGCUUCCUCUGGUCUUACCCUGCAUCUCAUAUUUGGAAUCCUUAGGCCCAGAUAUUUAUGGAAUGGAGCUAUUCUUUUCUCCCUUCUCUCCUCCCUCUGCCUCUUACUUUACCCCAGUGCAUAUUCCUGAAGUUGUAUCCAAAUUAAACAACAUUUGUAAAUGAGUUGUAUUAUAAAUACCAGUGAUGUUGCUAUGUA